AUGCUGGACGACGAAGAAGCCAUCGACUAUGGCGAGGACGAGCUUGUAGCACCGGUCGCUGGUCAGGAUGAGGUGAGCCUCACUUUGGACGAUGCGGCACAAGCGGACGAGGGCUCUGCGGAAGGGACUCCGGAGAAGGAGGAGGAGGCAACACUUCAAGAAGCCAAAAUUGCGGAGGCGGCCGAGGAUGCUGUGGGAUCGUCGGGUACUCCCGAUGAGGCUGCCGCUGGCGCCGACGAGGCAGGUGCUGCAGCUGUGACUGCCGACAAAGAGCAAGCAUUGGAUGCCGCCGCCAAAGAUGCUAGGAUCGCCGACAAGACGGACUCGGAUACCCCUAGGACCACGGAAGGCGACCGCCGUAGAGGUACAGACGACCGAAAGAGGGACGACAGCGACGAUCUCGCCCCCGGCUGGAGGGCCAUCAAGUCACGCUCGUCUGACGGCGAGGUCUACUACUACAACGAGAGGUCGGGCGAGAGCAGCUGGACCAAACCUACCGUUGGCAGUCAGUCUCGCGAUCGAGCGCCGCAACAAGGCUCCAGGUCGGCGGCCGAUGCCAAGACGGGCUCUGGCUCUGGCUCAGGUGCGGAGCAAUCAAAGAAGAAAAAGAAGAACAAGAAGAAGCGCGCGAGGGACGUUGCAAGGGCGGAUGCGGCUGCUGCAGCAGUGUCUGCGCAGCGAGGACGCGACGGUCGCGAUCGAGGCCAGGACAACGGCAGACAGAGGCAACAGGAUUCGGGUCGGAAGGAUGACUCGUCCAGGGCCAAAGAAGAUGCGAAAGUGGAGCAAGGAUUCAGCAUCAAAGGUUCAGCUCAGCGUCAGUCGGACCCGGUCGAUUCGAAGCAGCAGCAGCAAGGCAAUCAGAAAUCAACUGACUCCCAGCAAAGGCAAGGCGAAGCAGGAGGGAAGCGCAAGAGAGGCAACGGCGGGCAAGAGAAUGCACAGGGACGUGCCAGAGGCGAGUCGAACCAACAAGCUUCGAAUCGCGAUGCCAAGGCCGACGACGGAAAGCGACCGCGCACCGACCGAGACGAUCGCCGCAAGGAUGGUCGAUGGGGCGAUGACACUCCUCGCGACAGGCUGACGGGUGACUCCUGGCGACCCAGCGGUGACGGUGCAAGAGGCGCAUCGCGAUAUGCCGAUGAAGCUCGACGAGAUGACAGGCGUGAUCCUCCGCGUGAUCGCCAGCGAGACGCCGCACCGAGAGAUGCAGACACCAGAGACCGGGAUCGCGAUCGUAGGGACGAUCGUGGUCGGGACCGAGAGCGCGAACGAGAACGAGAGCGCGAGCGCGAGCGUGUUCAGGAUCAAAGACAAGCACCUCGAAAAGACGCACCACGCUCUGACUCAAACAAGCCGACAACAGGCAACGCAAGCGACGCCCGCGCCCAGUCAGACAGUAGAGGAAACGCCGAAAGGAAUGGAAACCGGAAUGAUAGAGACGCGAGGGAUGGGAAAGGGCAUCAGCAGCGACAGGCAGGGCCCAAGGGACAGCCGCGCGAUCUCAGCUCGAUCAACUCGACAGGCUCACAGAACAAGCGACAGUGGGGAGGAGCCGCUUCCAGCUGA
Kalmanozyma brasiliensis GHG001 is the source of this 1569-nucleotide messenger RNA. Its product is annotated as WW domain protein. NCBI's taxonomy places the organism in Eukaryota, Fungi, Basidiomycota, Ustilaginomycetes, Ustilaginales. The record is from RefSeq and is a predicted model, not a curated record. The transcript has a single exon. Gene Ontology annotation, molecular function: protein binding. Bases 1 to 1569 code for a protein of 522 amino acids.